Molecule: messenger RNA, 795 nt
Organism: Colletotrichum gloeosporioides
Lineage: Eukaryota; Fungi; Ascomycota; Sordariomycetes; Glomerellales; Glomerellaceae
Exons: 3
Coding region: 1-795 (264 amino acids)
Biological process (GO): regulation of transcription by RNA polymerase II
Cellular component (GO): nucleus
Source: RefSeq, a predicted model, not a curated record
AUGCUGCGUAACGCCAGAGAUGCCCUCUUCCCCCGUCUGCUCGACUGGACUGUGGACUCUUGUUACUGCGUGUUACUCGGGAACGACAUCUGCUACUGCGAGCACUACUACGCCAACCCGACGACGACGUCCCUCAAACUAGAAUCCGUCACGGAUCCACCCAUACCCCUACUAUCACCCGCGUCUCCCACAGCAGCCGCGCUAGGUCUAGACCUACCGCCGCUGCCCUCAUCAUGGAGAUCACCUACGGCACCUGGUGUCAUGGAGUGUCCACUCGCCACCCCCUCCUCUUCUUCGGAGUCGAGCACGAACCUGCUGAGCCCCUUGAACCCCGAAAUCGCCGAAAAUGAGUGCGACAGGGCGAGCGACAGCGGCCUGACGACGGCGAGCAGCAGCAGCGGUGAUAACAACUUCUGCAGCGCCGUGAGCCCCGUCGCCGCCGCCGCUCCCGCUGGCCUUGUCGGGGGCACCAUUGAUAUUUCGAGAUUGCGGUUUGAAUGCCGCUGGAACAGUUGUGGAAAGGUUUUUCGACGGCCGAGUGAUUUGACCAAGCAUGAGAGGUACCACAUCAAGGAGUACCGCUGCGACGAGACCGGCUGCGACAAGGCCUUUGCCACGCAAAAGGACCUCAAGCGGCACAAGAAGACGCACGAGACGCUCGACGGCGACAACGCCGGGUACCGCUGCCGCGUCCCCGGGUGCCGAAAGGCCAAGACGGGGCAUGUGUACAACCGGCGCGACAACUUUGUCAGGCACCUCCGGACAAAGCACGUGGGCAUGGAGUUCGACGUUUAA